UCCACUUAUCGAGAAAUGAGCGGUCUUCAAUUCCCCACGUGUCGCCUCUAGGGAAAUAUCAUACCCUGCUGCUGCAUCCUCGCCCUUUAUCUGCCACUGUCUGCCCCAAUCUUCCCGGAGCUCCGCCCAAUCCCCUCUCAGCCGCCGCACGCACGCACACCUGAGAAGAAGUAAAUAUAAAGAAAAGUUCAAAUCCAUCAAUAGAAGUCUUUCUGCCAAACACCCGUCACCUAUUUUCUUCACACAAGGAACCCGUAAAAUCUUUUGACCCACUGUUGGGGAAGAAGAAGAGAAGAGGAAUUUUUCAGUCCAGAUUUAUGCUGUAACAGUUGACUGAUAGGCCACCACAGUUCUUUCUGUUCCCCAGAAAAAAAGGGUCUUUAUUUGAUAAGAAUAGUUUUUUCUUGGCAACUGUACCGCCAAAGGAGCAAGAAAGCUCAGAGCUGUCUGCCAACUUCUGUUGUGAGGAGUCAAGAAGCGAAGAUGGCGGAGUCGGACAACGAUUCAGGGGGGCAUAGCAACAGUAACGCGAGCAGCAGAGAGCAGGACAGGUUUUUACCAAUUGCUAACGUAAGCAGAAUCAUGAAGAAAGCUCUUCCUGCAAACGCCAAGAUCUCCAAGGACGCGAAGGAAACAGUGCAAGAAUGUGUUUCAGAGUUCAUCAGUUUUGUCACCGGUGAAGCCUCUGAUAAAUGUCAGAGGGAGAAGAGGAAGACUAUUAAUGGAGAUGAUUUGCUUUGGGCCAUGACAACGCUUGGGUUUGAAGAGUAUGUGGAGCCCUUGAAAGUUUACUUAGCGAAGUACAGAGAGAUGGAGGGGGAGAAGACUGCUGUCGGGGUAGCUAAAGAGGGGGGUGGGAGCAGUGGUGGCUCUGCUGUGACUUCUGGCGGUGGUUUUAAUGGUGGUCCGGUAGUGGGUGGAGGAAUUUAUGGGGGUCCUGUGAUGGGCUAUCAUCAUGGAGGACAGAUGUAUAGCGCUGGUGGUGGUUCUGGGGGAUUUCAGCAUAUUGGCGGUGUGGGGGUUGGUGGUGCUGUGGGCAAAGGGAGUCUGGGCAAUGCAGGCAGCUCUGGCAGCUAUGGCGGAGGUGGUGGUGGUAGUGGUGGUGGAGCAUCCACUGGGAGGCCAAGGUAGGUGGUUGUUGGUGCUUAACUUUGCAAGUGAAGUUACUAAUCAUUGUCUGAUAGAUACACUACGAUCAAUCUUGAGUGGAAGAUUGUUUAAGGACUUUUUUCCUCCAUCAUUUCCAUGUUUUGUUUAUUUGGAGUAGCUCAACUGAUCCCUUGUUACCGAUAUUCUCUCUUUAGAUGGUGGGGUUUCAAUCAUCAAUUCAUGGUUACAGUGAUAGAAAUGAUGUAAACUUAUAACAAUGUGAUGAAACAAAUUCGUACUUGGCUAAGUUUAUUGUAUUUCUUUGUAAUGCAUGCAACCUAUUUAACCUGUCAAUUCCUGUUGAGAACAAAUUCAGGUUGUUGAGAUCUUAAUGUUGGAAAGGUUGCAACAAGCAUUUCUAGUUAA
Messenger RNA from Sesamum indicum (sesame), 1515 nucleotides. RefSeq names its product nuclear transcription factor Y subunit B-3. The record is from RefSeq and is a predicted model, not a curated record. Gene Ontology annotation, cellular component: CCAAT-binding factor complex; nucleus. Gene Ontology annotation, molecular function: protein heterodimerization activity; RNA polymerase II cis-regulatory region sequence-specific DNA binding; DNA-binding transcription activator activity, RNA polymerase II-specific. Gene Ontology annotation, biological process: regulation of transcription by RNA polymerase II. NCBI's taxonomy places the organism in Eukaryota, Viridiplantae, Streptophyta, Magnoliopsida, Lamiales, Pedaliaceae.